CUCCCCUUCCCCCUCCACCCACAGGUGGAAGCAUCCACGGAAAAACAGGUGGUUCUGAAGAACCUCUCCCUCCGGUCGAGCGGACUCUACAUCUGCGAGGUCUCCGCCGAGGCCCCCACCUACAAGACCCAGCAGCAGUCAGCCUCCAUGGAGAUCUACGGGAUAUCAAAAGACCGGUGGGAAGAUCAUGAAUUGUUUGUCAUCCUUCGGGAAGACUUGCCAGACUCGGAGCCACUGCUGACUGGCACGGGCGUGGGCGGCCUCCGCCCUCGCAUCUCCAUAGGGGAUCGGGUCGUCUUCAAUUGCACCUCGUACUCCUCGUCCCCGCCUGCCCAGGUCGCCUGGUUCAUCAACGGCAAGAAGGUGGAUAAGGAGAGACUCGUGAAGUCGUACUCGACGGUCAAGGAAGGGGACGGGACCGAGACGGUGAUCUCGGGACUGGAAUUCAUCGUACGGCAGAAACACGUGGAAAGCGGGGCCGUCCGCGUCAAGUGCGUCGCCACCCUCCAUACCCUCCAGUCCAACACACUCUACGAGAGAAGCAGCGAGAAAAUCCUCCUGGCCCCGGACUACGACGUCGACCACCACUCCGGCCAUCGAGUCAUGGGUGAGCCUCUCUAA
Messenger RNA from Darwinula stevensoni, 621 nucleotides. The record is from the annotation of a GenBank genome assembly. Lineage: Eukaryota; Metazoa; Arthropoda; Ostracoda; Podocopida; Darwinulidae.